CAGCCAUCCACUCUCUACCUCCAGUUGUACUUCCAUUGCUGCUUUCCAUUAGAAGUUUUAUUGUAUGUUUCUAAAUCGUUCUUCCAAAUAGGUUUUCAUUUGCCAAUCCUGUAACCCUAAAAGCUGCCUUGAAAACCUAUUUGGAAGAACGAUUUAGAAAUAUACAAUAAAACUUCUAAUGGAAAGCAGCAAUGGAAGUACAACUGGAGGCAGAGAGUGGAUGGCUGAGGAUGCCAUUGCUGGAAAUGCAGAGGCGGUCCGUGCUCUUCGGGAACUCAUUAUGUAUCCACUCCUGUAUUCUCAAGAGUCUCAAAAGCUUGGCCUCAAAUGGCCUCGUGGCUUGUUGCUCUAUGGUCCACCUGGUACUGGAAAGACAAGUUUGGUUAGAGCAGUUGUUCAAGAAUGUGGAGCACAUUUGACUGUUAUUAGCCCACACAGUGUCUAUAGAGCACAUACUGGAGAAAGCGAGAGAGUUUUGCGGGAAGCAUUUGCAAAAGCAUCGUCUCAUGCAAACCUUGGGAAGCCAUCUGUUAUCUUCAUAGACGAAAUUGAUGUACUAUGCCCUCGUCGUGAUUCUAGAAGAGAACAAGAUGUACGUGUAGCUUCUCAGCUCUUUAUGUUGAUGGACUCUAAUAAGUCCGUUUCAACAUCUGGAUUACAUGUUGUUGUAGUGGCAUCAACUAAUAGGGUUGACACACUCGACCCGGCUCUAAGAAGAUCUGGGCGUUUUGAUGCUGAGAUUGAAGUCACAACCCCUAAUGAAGAUGAACGCUUUCAUAUCCUCA
Messenger RNA from Cuscuta epithymum, 785 nucleotides. NCBI's taxonomy places the organism in Eukaryota, Viridiplantae, Streptophyta, Magnoliopsida, Solanales, Convolvulaceae. The record is from the annotation of a GenBank genome assembly.